Molecule: messenger RNA, 1026 nt
Organism: Closterium sp. Naga37s-1
Lineage: Eukaryota; Viridiplantae; Streptophyta; Zygnematophyceae; Desmidiales; Closteriaceae
Source: the annotation of a GenBank genome assembly
AUGGAGCAGCCGGACGCGGUGCCGAAGCAGGUGGACGGGCAGCAGACGGUGGUGCCAGAGAAGCAGGCCGACAGGCAGCAAACCGCGGUGCCGGAGAAGCAGGACGACGGGCAGCAGACCGUGGUGCCGGAGAAGCAGACGGACGAGCCGAAGACCGUGAUGCCGGACCAGGCUGACGGGGAGAAGAUCGUGGUGCCGGAGAAGAAGGCCGACGGGCAGCAGACUGUGGUGCCGGAGAAGCAGGCCGACGGGCAGCAGACCGUGGUGCCGGAGAAGCAGGCCGACGGGCAGCAGACUGUGGUGUCGGAGAAGCAGGCCGACGGGCAGCAGACCGUACUAGAGAAGCAGGCCGACGGGCAGCAGACCGUGGUGCCGGAGAAGCAGGCCGACGGGCAGCAGACCGUGGUGCCGGAGAAGCAGUCCGACGGGCAGCAGACCGUGGUGCCGGAGAAGCAGGCGGCAGACCGUGGUGUCGGACAAGCAGGCCGACGGGCAGCAGACCGUGGUGCUAGAGAAGCAGGCCGACGGGCAGCAGACCGUGGUGCCGGAGAAGCAGGCCGACGGGCAGCAGACCGCGGUGCCGGAGAAGCAGGCCGACGGGCAGCAGACCGUGGUGUCGGACAAGCAGGCCGACGGGCAGAAGACCGUGGUGUCGGACAAGCAGGCCGACGGGCAGAAGACCGUGGUGCCGGACAAGCAGGCCGACGAGCAGCAGACCGUGGUGCCGGAGAAGCAGGCCGACGGGCAGCAGACCGUGGUGCCGGACAAGCAGGCCGACGGGCCGACGGGCAGCAGACCGUGGUGCUGGAGAAGCAGUCCGACGGGCAGGAGACCGUGGUGCCGGAGAAGCAGGCCGACGGGCAGCAGACCGCGGUGCCGGAGAAGCAGGCCGACGGGCAGAAGACCGUGGUGUCGGACAAGCAGGCCGACGGGCAGAAGAUCGUGGUGCCGGACAAGCAGGCCGACGAGCAGCAGACCGUGGUGCCGGAGAAGCACGCCGACGGGCAGCAGACUGUGGUGGCGUAG